AUGUAAUGGAUGCCGUGUAGUAUUCAUAUCUUUGUAUAACUAUCAUGCCGAUCACGUCAUGGAAGCUAUAAGGUGUGGUAGUUGUGGUAGUUGUAGGGCUUCAUUUCCUUCUUUCAGUUUCAUUUACUUGUGAUCUACAAUGGCUGCUGCAUGGAGGGAAGAACGUCUGAAACAGGAAGAGCCUUUCAUAAUCAAUGCUUUCACGCUUAUCAAGAAAAUGUUGGACCUGAGUUACCCUCCUUCAAAAUAUACUGCAGGGUUAGUGGAUGAGUUUCUUCAUAGCAUCUUCUUUUUGGGAAAGAUCAACAAGAUACCAUUUUCCCCAGAAGUUAUUCUGAGUGAUGAUGAAGACUUGCUUAAUGCGUUGAAGGACCGCUACCCUCAACCUUUUAAACUCUAUUCCUCUCAACUACCCAGGCGGAGUCCAUUUUCAUGUGUGCUAGACAUGAUUGUCUACCUGACUAGACAGACUCAUCAAGGGGAAAGACAAGAAGAAGAGAUUGAAAAAGAAAUAAUAAAGAGGCUGCGAGAUCUCAUCCGUCCACUGAAGGAGGGUAAAAAAAAGAAUAAAAAAAAGCCCCUGGUCUCCUCCACUAUCUGUGUCUCUCACAGCACCAUCACCCCAAAUGCAGUCAGGUACUACGGAGUCUCCAUGUCCACUAUUGGCCCUAAUCCCGGGAAAACCCUGAUUGCUGCAUCCUGUUUUAGCAGCUGGGAUAGUUAUGUAGCUGGUGCAGUGAUGACCUACUAUCCAAAUAAGGUCAAGAGGGAAAAUUUUGAUGGAACCAUCAUACUUCCAGAGCAUGUCAGGUGCCAGGCUUUUAACCUUUUGGAAGAAAGAGACAAGACCCCUUGUAGAUCAUGUGGGAAUUUGUUUGGGUUGACAACAAAUGAAAUAAAGGAAUCGGAUUAUGGCAACUGUGCAGAAGCUGAAAGUGUGAGCAAGUUGCUUACAAAUGUGGUAGAAAUUAGAGAGCAAGCCCGACCAAAAGCUGAGACGUGCACAGAGGAGAACAGGCAGUUGGCUGCAGAGAGUAUCAGGAAAGAGCUUGAAGGUUUUUUGAGCACAAUGCAAUUUAGUUGGGAAGGUAAAUUCUACACCCCACAAGGAAUUUGAUCUUAAAAAGGGGAAACAAUUGAAUGAUUGAAGCGAUCGCUGGGUUAGGGUUAGGCUUGAUCAAUUAAGGUUUGAUUGAUUAAAGUUGAUCAAUCAAUCAAUUUUGUUUGUCACAUGAAUAGGAGAUACAAUAUGAUGUAUUGAUCAUGUCAUUCACAAUAAAAUUACAGUGAUGU
Molecule: messenger RNA, 1293 nt
Organism: Perca fluviatilis (European perch)
Lineage: Eukaryota; Metazoa; Chordata; Actinopteri; Perciformes; Percidae
Exons: 5
Coding region: 140-1117 (325 amino acids)
Source: RefSeq, a predicted model, not a curated record